AUGAAAAUUUUUGUUUUAUUGUGUCUAUUAUUUUUAGGUCACUCAAUACCAGUUACAUUCAAAGAUUAAUGUAAAUGUUCUAAAUUCCCAAGUGAAACUACUUGUUUAGAAUAAAUUAAUUGUAUUUGGAAUACUUCAAUUUGUUAAGAUAGAAGUUGUAGUCAAUAUUAUAACAAAGAUAAAUGUAAUGCAGUAUCACAUUGUUCAUGGAAUAUAUCUAACUGUAGAGAAUUCACAAAAUGUACUGAUUAUUUUAUGAAUGACCCAUUUGAUUGUUAUAAGAUUGGAAAUUAAGAUUUAAAUUAGUUUUGUAUGCCUACAGAAAACGGAAAUUAUUGUAAAGAUUAUGAAUUAGCACCAUGUGGAAAUUUUGAAGAUGAUUGUUCUGGAUUCUAAUCCUAAUGGAAUUUAUGUUAUUGGUAUAAAAAUACUUGUAAUGUUGUGGAUAUUAGAUAUUGUGAUACAUAACUAAAUGAGGAAUUAUGUUUUAUUUUUGGAGAGGGAUUAGGUUGUUAAUGGAAGGAUAAUAAAUGUUAAAUGAUUACUUGUUCAGAUUACACUACAGAAAGCACAUGCAUAUUAUAAAGAUAGAAUUUUAUUGAAGAUGGUCCUCUUCUUUGUAUGUGGGAUGGUACAAAAUGUAUAGAAGCCAAAGAUGUGUCACAUUUAGAUUACUCUAAUUGUUUAGUCAAUUCAUUCUAUAAUUAUAUAUGGGAUUCAACUAAAGGUGUUUGUGUUUCUUGUAAAGAUUACACACCACCAACAUCAUAAACCCCAUGA
Paramecium pentaurelia is the source of this 780-nucleotide messenger RNA. Lineage: Eukaryota; Ciliophora; Oligohymenophorea; Peniculida; Parameciidae. The record is from the annotation of a GenBank genome assembly.